CUUUGAUAUCGUUUAUAAUUGAUACAAUUCUAUUUGUCUUUUGUUUAGGUGCAAGGGGCAUGAGUUUAUGAACGAACGAUUGAGAGAUAUGAUAUUUAGUUUGUCGAACUUUUUAUCGCCACCCCCAGUGUGUCGCUCGUUAGUUACGAUCUGGAAAUUUUAGUGGAUACACAGGCAAAAACGAGUCUAGAUCUAUCGCGAUCUUUUUUUACUACAGUCAUAUCCUCCGUCUUUCGCUCUCAGCAGGUGCUAAAUCAGCAAAAGAAAAAAAGAAAAUAGAAAAGGAAAAAGAAGAAGAGCAGGAAAGAAAGAAAAGACUCACCCCUCACAUCACACGAUGUUCAACACCAGCAACCCAGAGGCAGCCUUGCCCCCCGCCGCCUCGGAUGAGACUCCCAACCGCAAAACGAGCGCAGAAAUCGACAUCAAAGACCAUGCGCUGCCGACAACGCGGUUCUCACUCUUGGACACUUACCUCGCGAAGCUCGAUUCCCGCGGCGCGGUCGAGAUGCGAGGAUGUAUGCCUGUGCCGAUUGAAGAGCGCACUGUAACGCAGUACAUCAACAUUUUCUCGCUGUGGUUUUGCAUGAGUUGUAAUCCUCUUCCGAUUACGUUUGGUAUGGUCGGAACGCUGAGUUUCGGACUCGGGUUGAGGGAUGCUUCGUUGAUUAUUCUAUUUUUCACGCUCAUUUCUACGGUGCCCGUGGCGUAUAUGUGCGCUUGGGGACCGAAGACGGGGAUGAGGCAGUUGGUUCAGGCGCGGUUUUCUUUCGGAAAAUACUUCGUCUCGGUUUUGAUAUUGCUGAACCUGGCGACCCUCACUGGAUUCUGUGUUGUCGAUUCAGUGAUUGGCGGCAGUGCGCUGUCGGCAGUCGUGGAUGGCCGGACGAUCAAUGCGACUGCAGGUAUCAUCAUCAUUGCUAUUCUCGCUCUCAUGAUCUGUUUCUGCGGGUUCAGGAUCCUGCACAUGUAUGAACGAUUCGCUUGGAUCCCUGCCGUGAUUGCCAUCACGAUAGCUGCUGGAUGCGGAGGUAGUAAGUUGAGGGAUCAGGUUGUGCAACCAGCGGCUACACCUCAGCAAGUGCUCUCGUUUGGAGGACUUGUGGCCAGCUUUAUGCUUCCGUGGGCGGCACUGUCAAGUGAUUUCUCUACUUACAUGUCUCCGAAGGCGCCUUCAUUCCGAAUUGCCCUAUACACCUACGUUGGUUUGGCCCUUCCUACAGUUCUGCUCAUGGUGUUGGGCGCAGCAAUGGGUGGUGCUACUCCCAAUGUCCCUUCGUGGCUCCAAGGCUACGAGCAGAAUUACGCAAGCGGUGUCCUUGGAGCAAUGCUCCAUCCCGCAGGAGGCUUUGGCAGAUUCGUCACAGUGGUACUUGCCUUCAGCAUGCUCGGAAAUCUGUCAGCAACCAUGUACAGCAUCACUCUGAACUUCCAGAUGCUGAUGCCUUUCUUUUUCCGAAUCCCACGCAUCGUCUUCUCCAUUCUCAUCACGGCAAUUGUCAUCCCAGUCGCCAUCGAAGCUGCUAAAUCAUUCUUCAUCAACCUGGAGAAUUUCCUCGGUCUGAUUGGAUAUUGGUCGGCCGCCUUCAUUGGCAUAAUUCUUGUCGAGCAUCUGAUCAUUCGUCGUUCAAAUUUCAAUGCGUACACCGAGGACGAGACUGCCUGGAACGAUCCCAAGAAGCUGCCUCCAGGUAUUGCGGCCAUCAGCGCCGCUGUGCUGUGCUUUGGAUUGGUGAUCCCCGGCAUGUCACAGAUCUGGUUUGUGGGCCCGAUUGCUGAGAAAACGGGAGACAUUGGGUUCGAAGUUGCAUUUGUCCUUUCAGCGCUGUUAUAUCUGCCAAUGCGAUUGUUGGAGCGGAAGUGGUGCCGAAGAUGAGAAGAUAGAUACGGGUAGAUGCUAGAUACGAGUACAGAUGGGUACAUCGAGUCGCUUACGCUAACCACUUUCACGUUUAAUUUUCAAUGCAGUGUCUUGUGCUGGAGCAUUAAAAAUC
Molecule: messenger RNA, 1994 nt
Organism: Aaosphaeria arxii CBS 175.79
Lineage: Eukaryota; Fungi; Ascomycota; Dothideomycetes; Pleosporales
Exons: 5
Coding region: 338-1876 (512 amino acids)
Biological process (GO): transmembrane transport
Cellular component (GO): plasma membrane
Molecular function (GO): transmembrane transporter activity
Source: RefSeq, a predicted model, not a curated record